GACAAACAUUUUGCCAAAAGCAGGCCGGAUCCAACCCAACGGUAAACCUCGUUUAACAGUGAAAUGAACACAAAACCCUAAACCCUGCCAAUAACCAGAAGCUGCUUCUAGAGCCUUCUCUUUCUCUACAAAAAGCACUCGCUCUCCACUUCCUCGGCCUCCAUUCGUGAUCUCUCUGUCUCUACCACUUCGUCAAACUUUCUCUACAAUCCCACAAAUUAUCUGUGUUUCUUCUCUCGUAAUUCUUCUUGGCGAUACUAUGCACCGCUUCACUUCUAGCCUCGCUUCCAAGGCUCGGAUUGCUAGGAGCACCACCAAACAAAUUGGAAGUAGGUUGAGUUGGAGCAGAAACUAUGCUGCCAAAGACAUAAGAUUCGGUGUGGAGGCUCGUGCUGUGAUGCUUAAGGGUGUUGAAGAGCUAGCUGAUGCUGUCAAAGUCACCAUGGGCCCUAAGGGUCGCAAUGUGGUUAUUGAACAAAGCUUUGGUGCCCCCAAAGUGACUAAGGAUGGUGUGACUGUUGCAAAGAGCAUUGAGUUCAAGGAUAAAGUCAAGAAUGUUGGUGCUAGCCUCGUGAAGCAGGUUGCAAAUGCCACAAAUGAUGCUGCAGGCGAUGGGACCACUUGUGCUACGGUCCUCACUCGAGCAAUAUUUGCUGAAGGGUGCAAGUCAGUUGCAGCAGGAAUGAAUGCAAUGGACCUAAGACGUGGUAUCAGCAUGGCUGUGGAAUCAGUUGUUACCAAUUUGAAAAGCAGAACAAGAAUGAUCAGCACAUCCGAAGAAAUUGCACAAGUUGGUACAAUAUCAGCAAAUGGGGAAAGAGAAAUUGGUGAGUUGAUUGCGAAGGCCAUGGAGAAGGUUGGGAAAGAGGGAGUUAUAACAAUUCAAGAUGGGAAAACAUUAUCUAAUGAGUUGGAAGUUGUUGAGGGAUUGAAGCUUGACAGGGGCUAUAUAUCCCCUUAUUUCAUCACGGACCAGAAAACCCAAAAAUGUGAAUUGGAUGACCCUCUCAUUCUGAUCCAUGACAAGAAAGUCUCAAAUUUGCAUGCUGUGGUGAAAGUACUAGAGUUGGCUUUAAAGAGACAAAGGCCCUUGCUGAUUGUUGCUGAAGAUGUGGAGAGUGAGGCACUGGCAACACUUAUUUUAAAUAAGCUUCGUGCUGGAAUCAAGGUCUGUGCCAUUAAGGCCCCUGGUUUUGGAGAGAACAGGAAGGCUACAUUGCAGGAUCUUGCUGUCCUCACAGGAGCCGAAGUUAUAACCGAAGAGCUUGGCCUCAAUCUUGAAAAGGUGGAUUUGGAUAUGCUUGGCAGUUGCAAAAAGGUUACAGUAUCAAAGGAUGACACUGUUAUUCUUGAUGGUGCUGGUGACAAGAAGUCCAUUGAAGAAAGAUGUGAACAGAUCCGAUCUGCAGUAGAGUCAAGUACUUCUGACUAUGACAAAGAGAAGUUGCAUGAAAGACUGGCAAAGCUUUCUGGUGGUGUUGCUGUGCUGAAGAUUGGAGGAGCUAGUGAAGCUGAAGUUGGUGAGAAGAAAGAUAGAGUUACAGAUGCCCUAAAUGCCACAAAGGCUGCUGUGGAAGAGGGUAUUGUGCCAGGAGGUGGUGCUGCACUUCUUUAUGCAUCAAAAGAGUUGGAUAAGCUGCAAACUGCCAACUUUGACCAGAAGAUCGGUGUUCAAAUUAUUCAGAACGCCCUGAAGACCCCUGUGCAUACAAUUGCUACUAAUGCGGGAGUCGAGGGAGCUGUUGUUGUUGGUAAGCUAUUGGAGCAGGACAACCCUGAUCUAGGGUACGACGCUGCCAAAGAUGAAUAUGUUGAUAUGGUGAAAGCUGGCAUUAUUGACCCGCUGAAAGUAAUUAGAACUGCUUUGGUCGAUGCUGCCAGUGUCUCCUCGUUGAUGACAACAACUGAGGCUGUUAUAACUGAGCUUCCAAAGGAUGAAAAUGAUGCUCCGGCAAUGGGUCCAGGCAUGGGCAUGGAUUACUGAGGUUGAUUUUUAGAGACUGAUCCAACCUGCCUGACAUAGAUAUUUGAACCUUUGUACCCAAUUUAUCGAUUCAUUGUUCCUAAGAUCAAAAGGCAUCAUCUAAUCAUAGUGAGUGAGUCUCGGCAUGUAGGUAGUUUUUGAUAAUUGGAUAAUGGAUUAUUGUUUGGGAAAACUUGCAUGUAAGGCUCUUUUUCCCCCCUGGCACAUCCUUAUCUUUGGCAACCAAGAGCUUGGUCAUUAUAGCCCUGUUUGUUCCUUCUCGGCAUGUAGGAAGUAUUUGUUCUACAUGUUCUAGGCAUUUGUUCCUUCUCCGUGAACCCAAGAAUAAUCUGCAAUUUGAUUAGGGUUUCUACUUGAA
Populus trichocarpa (black cottonwood) is the source of this 2342-nucleotide messenger RNA. RefSeq names its product chaperonin CPN60-2, mitochondrial. Lineage: Eukaryota; Viridiplantae; Streptophyta; Magnoliopsida; Malpighiales; Salicaceae. Gene Ontology annotation, molecular function: ATP binding; ATP-dependent protein folding chaperone. The coding region runs from base 260 to 1984 and encodes 574 amino acids. The transcript has 16 exons. Gene Ontology annotation, cellular component: cytosol; mitochondrion. The record is from RefSeq and is a predicted model, not a curated record. Gene Ontology annotation, biological process: protein refolding.